AUGCAGCGGAUCGUCGGUCUCGCUGCCUCCCCGGAGCUCGGCGGCCUGGCCGGGUGCAGGCCCGGGCUCUGCGCCUGGAGGACGGGCCCUAGCGGCCGCAGACAGCCGGUCCUGCAGCGGCAGUGGGCGGGUGCGAGUGCGAGUCCUGUGCGUCCUUUCACCGGGGCUGCAAGCCGGGAGCUCUGCCGGCGAAGGGUCGUGUUCGUCGGUCAGAAACUCAGACUCUUCUGCUCGCAGCCCGGAGCCGACGGGCCGGCGGGGAGCUCCGGGCCCCGGCCCCCCAUCUCCGUGGUGGGCAUCCCGGACCCGCUCACAUGGAUCCGGUGUAAAGUGGAGAUGUACCUGAUCCAUCUGCUGUUCGAGCUGGACCUCCACUCUGAGGAGUUCCACAGAGGAGUGAAACAGGCCUUGGUCCACGUGUCCGACAUGAUGUCCAGUGGCAGAUACCAUCAACUGAGGGGGAUAGUGUCCAAUGAGAUGGUCGAACACAUUGAGAAGAGUUGCAGGUCCCUCACUAAAGCUCAGAGACAGCAGCUCGCCGUCAACGAGGAGGAUAUCAUAUUUCUGAUUCCUGAAGACGUGUCUGUUGUCUAUGAUCAAUACGGUAGAAAGUUGUGCAUCGUGGUCAUGAGGUUCUGGCUCCUGUCGGCGCACGAGGGCCCCGAUGACCCAGAGGCCACACACAUCUUCAGAGUGGCCUCCAGUGAAGACGGCAGCCCACAGAGGAAGAUGGCCACCGCUGUCUAUGAAUUCCAGCGAGAGCUAACGAGGGGGGCGUCUCCCGACUGGACCAUCACCACAGUUUGGCACUGGCACUGGACACUGGCGAAAUAAUUCAACUCAACUCUGUGAGGAGUUUUCUCACUUAACUUAUGAACGUGUGAAAGACGACGGACAGAGAGAGCAGCAGAUUAAAGAGCCGAAGCAGUGGAGACACUUGAAGACUUCAGUCCUCCUACUUGAAGUUCAUCCUUUGAUCUCCCUCGGGGCCUUUUUUAAAAGACUUUCCUCUUCUGAUUUUACAGGUUAAAUAUCCUUGUUUUUAUCUGAGCUACAUGGACGGAAUGAUAAAGUCAUUGGAGGACGACUUAAACUCCUAUUUUCCUGAAAGUCUCUGAAUGUGCUGCCAGGAAAAUAAAAUGUUAAAACCA
Pleuronectes platessa (European plaice) is the source of this 1151-nucleotide messenger RNA. RefSeq lists its product as uncharacterized. Lineage: Eukaryota; Metazoa; Chordata; Actinopteri; Pleuronectiformes; Pleuronectidae. The transcript has 5 exons. Gene Ontology annotation, biological process: inner mitochondrial membrane organization; protein insertion into mitochondrial inner membrane from matrix. The record is from RefSeq and is a predicted model, not a curated record. Gene Ontology annotation, cellular component: mitochondrial inner membrane. Gene Ontology annotation, molecular function: ribosome binding. Bases 1 to 834 code for a protein of 277 amino acids.